AUGGCAAUCAAACUGAAAGUUCGACUUAUCGUAAAGCUGAGUCCGUUUCCCCUGCUUCGACGGCGCGUAUGGCCACGCGCAUUGGCGGUAGUGUGCAGAAAACCGCCGGACGUUGCGCUAUUAGCCUAUUACGCUUUCAAGUUUCCACUCACACGAGUUGAGAUGAAACGAAUCAAUUGUUUGGAUGUAUAUGGCAAUGUUGUAGUCUCCGAAGCAGAGAAAUCUGGGCUUGGUUUCUUUCCCUAUGAUCAGAUUCGGUGGUCAAAUACACAUUUGGUGUUUAUGUAGGCAAAUGAUUUGAGCAGAUUCUUCUAUAUAUCGUUUCGUGUGAGUGUAUCUCUGGGACGGGUUCUAUCUGCGAGAGUUAGGGUUUAAGGCACAGCUUGAUCUUGUAUUGCCUUGCUUUUGAGCCAAAAGUUGUCUUACGUUGGCUCUUAUGGUGGUGAUGUGUAUAUGUGCAACGAGAAAAGAGUUUUGGUGUUUCGUGUUAGACCAAAACAUGGCUAUUACGAGAUUGUUUUUGUGUUCAAGUUUCAAAUCCAACGAGUGGAGGUUGAAAGAGCGCAUAUAUAUAUGGCAAUGUUAUAGUCUCUGGAGCGAGCAGAGAAACAAGGGAUCCACAGACUAUAACAUUGCCGUAUAUAUCAGUGGCUCUCUUCUCAUCUAAACAAACGAUUCUUUUUUUUUUCAGUAGACACACAUAGAGGUUUGAGUAAGCAUGCUUCAUAUGGAAGGAGGAGAUCCGUCACUCUUUCUAAUUGCCUUGAUGUUCUUUUCCAUAAGAAGGAAGUCAGAGGUAAACGGGGGCCUCGCUAUGUAGUGAAGACUUGUAUUGACUUGACUAAGACUGGUGCCCUGUUUGUUCGUCUAAUUUUCUAAGUCACAUGACUCUUCUCUUAGAAUGGGUGUCAAUGAUCGAUGCUAACUGCUUCACAAAAGACACAGAAGAACACUACAAUACAAGUUUGUUAUUUAUUUCAGUCUUGUAUCUGCGACGAUACUAUCAUGAGAAUGCAGUCCUUAAGAGAUGGUGAUCUCAUAUUCUCUGAAGGGAAGAGAUUUGCAUUUGGAUUCUUCAGCCUUGGAGUUUCAAAGCUCCGAUAUGUUGGGAUAUGGUAUGCUCAAGUCUCUGAGCAGACUGUUGUAUGGGUUGCAAACAGAGACCGUCCUGUGAACGACACGUCUGGGGUGAUAAGGUUCAGCAGCAGUGGGAAUCUCUGCAUCUAUGCAUCAGUCGACACAACAGAACCUCUCUGGUCGACUAAUGUUUCGGACAGUAUAGUGGAACCAACUCUAGUGGCGAGACUCUCUGCUCUAGGGAACCUUGUUCUGCAUGAUUCAGUUACAGAGAAAGGUUUCUGGGAGAGCUUUGAUCAUCCGACAGACUCUUUUCUUCCGUCUAUGAGGUUGGGUUUCACACGAAAAAACGGCUUGGAUCGCGUUCUGACAUCCUGGAGAUCUCCUGGUGACCCAAGUUCUGGAGCUUUCACAUACCGGAUAAAUCGUACGGGAUUCCCGCAGCUGAUUCUGUACAAAGAUCUGAUCCCAUGGUGGCGUACGGGAUCGUGGACCGGGUUGAGAUGGAGCGGUGUGCCUGGAAUGGCAAGAGGAGGAGGAGGCUCUUCUAUCUUCCAUAGCUCGUUUGUUAAUAAUGAGGACGAAGUAUCUAUAACUAACAGUGUGAAGGAUGCUUCAGUCAUAACAAGAAUGAUGGUGAACGAGACAGGAUACCUGCAACGUCUCAUAUGGGCCGCAACGGAGAAGAGGUGGAAUGUGUUCUGGUCAGUUCCGAAAGAAGAAUGCGACUAUUAUGCACACUGUGGCCUUAACGGUUACUGCGAUCCCACAAGUUCAGCAUCAUUUGUGUGCACAUGCCUUCCUGGUUUUGAGCCAAAGAUGCCCCGGGAUUGGCUCUUGAGGGACACUUCAGGUGGGUGUACAAAGAAAAACAACGCUUCAAUAUGCGGUGAGAAAGAAGGGUUUGUGAAGUUAAAGCGCGUGAAGAUUCCCGACACAUCAUUUGCAAUUGUGGAUAUGAACAUAACAUUGAAGGAGUGUGAACAUAGGUGCUUGAGGAAUUGCUCUUGUGUUGCUUACGCAAGCGCUUACCACGAGGGUGAGGGAGGAGCAAAAGGGUGCUUGACAUGGCACGGCGAUAUGUUGGAUGCGAGGAUAUACAUGGAUUGGGGACAAGAUUUCUACAUACGUGCAGACAGAAAAGAGAUAGAGCGGUGGAACAAAAAUGGCUCAUUGAGGAAGAGGAGAGUCAUUUUCAUUGUCACCAGUUUGAUUGCAGCCGUAAUGUUGCUAACCGUCAUUUCAUUCUGUUUCGUAAGGAAGCGACGAAAGUCUAACAGGCGUAGAAGAUCUUCAACAAUCUUGGCUCCAGGUUCUCUUGAUAUUAAAGAACCAUUCACAUUUGAAGAGGAUCAUGGAAGAGAAUGGGAGUUACCUCUCUUUGAGCUUAACACUAUCGUUACAGCGACGAACAAUUUCGCUUUCCGUAACAAGCUUGGAGAAGGUGGAUUCGGACCCGUUUAUAAGGGCGUGUUAGAAAACGGUAUGGAGAUAGCAGUGAAGAGGUUGUCAAAAAACUCAUGCCAAGGAAUGGAAGAGUUCAAGAACGAGGUCAAGUUGAUAUCAAAGUUGCAGCAUCGGAAUCUCGUGAGGAUGUUAGGAUGCUGCGUAGAAUCAGAAGAGAAGAUGUUGGUAUACGAGUAUUUACCAAACAAGAGCCUAGACUAUUUCAUAUUCCAUGAAGAGCAGAGAGCGGAGUUGGAUUGGCCAAAACGGAUAGAGAUAAUAUGCGGGAUAGCUCGCGGAAUCUUGUAUCUUCAUCAAGAUUCAAGACUGAGGAUCAUCCACAGAGACCUCAAGGCCAGCAAUGUACUCCUUGACAACGAAAUGAUCCCCAAGAUUGCGGAUUUUGGCAUGGCGAGAAUCUUUGGGGGAAACCAAAUCAGAGGAAGCACAAAUCGGGUCGUCGGAACAUACGGAUAUAUGUCACCUGAGUAUGCAAUGGAGGGUCAUUUCUCCGUUAAAUCUGACGUCUACAGCUUCGGAGUAUUGAUCUUAGAGAUCAUAACAGGGAAGAAAAACAGUGCUUUCCACAAGGAAUCUUUGAACCUAGUUGGACAAAUAUGGGAUCUAUGGAACAAAGGUGAAGCAACAAACGUCGUAGACAAACUAAUGAACCAAGAGAUUUAUGAUGAGAACGAAGUGAUGAAGUGCGUACACAUUGGGUUGCUUUGCGUACAAGAAAAUGUGUCGGAUAGACCAGACAUGCCCUCUGUUGUGUCCAUGCUUGGUCAUAAAGCCAAUGACUUUCCUCCUCCAAAGCAUCCUGCGUUUAUGUCGGGAAGGAAGACACAUGUCAAGAAUGACGACAGCACCUCCGGUGCUUACCUCAGUGGAGAAAAUAGCAAUUCUGUUAAUGACAUUACUCUCACUGAUGUUCAUGGCCGUUGA
This is a messenger RNA of Raphanus sativus (radish), 3468 nucleotides long. RefSeq names its product G-type lectin S-receptor-like serine/threonine-protein kinase RKS1. Gene Ontology annotation, biological process: protein phosphorylation; recognition of pollen. The transcript has 10 exons. The coding region runs from base 919 to 3468 and encodes 849 amino acids. NCBI's taxonomy places the organism in Eukaryota, Viridiplantae, Streptophyta, Magnoliopsida, Brassicales, Brassicaceae. Gene Ontology annotation, molecular function: ATP binding; protein serine/threonine kinase activity. The record is from RefSeq and is a predicted model, not a curated record.